This is a messenger RNA of Vespula vulgaris, 3070 nucleotides long. RefSeq lists its product as uncharacterized. NCBI's taxonomy places the organism in Eukaryota, Metazoa, Arthropoda, Insecta, Hymenoptera, Vespidae. Gene Ontology annotation, cellular component: Z disc; nucleus; actin cytoskeleton. The coding region runs from base 1052 to 3070 and encodes 672 amino acids. The record is from RefSeq and is a predicted model, not a curated record. The transcript has 11 exons. Gene Ontology annotation, molecular function: actin binding. Gene Ontology annotation, biological process: positive regulation of actin filament bundle assembly.
AUAUAUAUAUAUAUAUUUAUUUAUUUAUAUCUUCAGUACUACUGUGAAUUCCUUUUUUUUCAAUGUCAUCGAAAUCCCUGAAAUUGAAAGAUUAUUUAUAUGUUAUUAUCUUUAUUUGUUUUUUCUUCUCUAACGUAUCAUACGAUUUUACGGUGUUACGAUAAUUCUUCUGAGAAUUUGUCAAAGUUAAGAUUUCAUUAUUUUUAAUUUUUAAUAUACAAAAGAUUGUAUUAUCUUCUUUACAUAACUAACAUCAUAAUAUUAAUUUUUCGUUGUUUGUUUUAUUAUCCUAUAAAAGGAAAUAAUUGUCAUUAUAACGACGUCUCUAUCUUUGUAAUUCGUUAUAAAUGAAAGAUUUGGAAAAAAUCGUUCCAUUUAUUAAUUUGAAAUCCGAAUGGCCAGUUCGAUCUUUGAACGUUCUACUUGGCUCCAGCUUGAAACUCAAACUUCUAGCAAACAGUCUAUUUAAAGCGACGUAUCGAUCACGCAUCCCGUGUUCCUUGGAUUUAGACGUAGCACAAUAAUUUUCAUGGAAUAAUACAAAAACUACCAACGCAGAAAAAUAAUUUUUUGAAAGAAAAACAAACCUUUCCCUCAUCCCUCUCACCUCCGGUAAAAAGGUAAAAUCAUACGUAAUAUUCGGAGUAACGAACUUGCAACGGACCUAUACGAUGUUUCACGAAGCCGUUCAUUCGAAUUAUUACGCUUUCGUCGUAUUUAUAUCGUUGAUAAAGCCAUGCUGUACAUUGUAACAACGUACAUAGAUUGAAGUAGAGAUACGUAAACGAAAGGAUUUAGAUCCAAUAACGCCAAGCGUAACAUUUUAGCAACCAAUACAUCCUACGGUAUAACGUCUAGUAACUUGAAGAAUGUGAAUCAGAAGUAUAGCAGUUUUCAGAGUUACGAGAGUUUGCAAGAAAAGAAUUAUUUACAAAGGAGUAUUUCUGCGGACAAUGUGAUACGAUCACGUGGUUACAAACCUUCAGACAGGCACGAUCCCGUCAAGAGAAGCUUUCUUGAGAAUCUUACUUCUAAAAUACUCCAUUUCGAUAUGGAGAGUGGCGAAAGAACUCCAAUCAAUCUUCAAAAAUUGCUUACACCGGCCUCCGAUUCGCAUGAACCACUGCAAGCAAAAAAUAAAAAAAUGUUUGCCUCUUCGUAUUUUUACGCACCCACACAUCCUACCGUGGAGGAUCAAGUCGAGUUGGCACGUCGAAUUUCUCUAUCCCUGAGUGAUGUUAAGAAUAUGAAAAGCAAAGGGCAAUCGAUGUAUGUGAACAGAAAGAAACGAUCUGUCAAAUGGAUCCAUGAUGGCAAUGGUACUGAGGGCGAAGAGGAACCAUCUUCUCCUAUGCAUAAGGAUAAAGUACCUCUGAAGUGUGUAAUGAAUCCACAUGGGAAAGUUUUGGAUAUUCAUGGGAUUCAGGCUCUAGGAGAAGAAGUCAAUAUCGAGCCUAUGCCCUCGCAUCCUGAAAAACUCUUUGAUAUUGUUCGUGAUCUUAACAAUCAAAGAGGACGUGGUGCUGAAAUAUUCGCAAAGCGUCGAAAAAGAUCUGAGAAAUGGAUCGUCGAUCAGGAUCAAGCUCAAUUACCGAGUACACCUGGUAUACAAAAGACACCUGGUUAUUCCUAUCAAUCAGAAAUGAAUGGUAACAGCAAGUUUUCGACGUUACAAUCGCCUUUUGCACAAACGGACAAAUCAUUUUAUAAUCCAUUUGCAGUGGAUCUUUCUUUAGAUAACAUCAAUCCACCAAUGACGAGCAGGUAUCAUCAUCACCAUCGUCAUCAUCAUCGAUCCUGUCAAUUAACUAACGAUUGCAACCAUUCAACGCAAAUAAAAAAGAUUUAUUUGAGAGAAGUGGCCGUCGGCACCGACACCGACUUUCCAAUAGAAAAAACUGAAUUGAAUAACGACGCACGUCGUAGCAACGGCUUCAAUGGCGUCAGAUCAAGCAACGCUAACGUUGAAAGGCGCUCUAACAAAUUGCUCAGUAGCAAGACUAACGCUAACAACACGCAAAUCGCUACUAACAAAGAGACUAAGACUAACAGCAACAGAGAGAUCAAGCAACGUCUCAGCAAUAACUUUUCCCAGGAUGUACUUGUUAACGAUAGGAACAAAUUUAGAAAUAAACAACAAUCUGUUAAACGUGAGGAAGAUGUUGCAAGAUUCUCUGACAGCGACGCUAGCGAAUAUACACCGGUUCCUGUUAAACAACUGAUCCAAGAAUUUGAGAAGACUUGUAGACCGGUUUUACAAUAUAAACAAAUCAGCCCAAAAGUUAUUCCUAUCGUUCAACAAUGCCCUAUUGACACCGACAUAACACGUUUCUUUCAAACUAGAACUUCUGUUAAAUAUGAAGAGGAAGUACCAGAAGAUGACGAGGAGGAAGACGAAGAGGAAGAGGAAGAAUAUAUACGACGGUCGAAUCGCGAGAUUCGACAGGAAAAGCAAAUUAAUAAACCACAGCCUAGAAUCGAGAAUGGAUAUAUGUCGACCGAUGAAACUGAGUACACGUCCGACUCGGAUUCUCUACGAACUUAUGAUUUCAAAGAUUACAAGGAUUACAAGAACGAGACAUCGAUGUAUCGUUAUGAAAAAACUUCGAAUCGGAAUGUCAACGGAGAUGGAGACUAUCCAGGUUUACUCAACGAUGAAUAUUCCCAACGACGAAGAUCAGCGACUUCUCAAGAAUUAGAAUCAUAUUGUAAUGGAAACGUUAAAUUCGUUAACGAGGAUUCCGAGUUACCAGCACAAGCGAAAUCCUUAUUACUUUCGAUGGUUGCCUCACAGGAUGAUAUACUACAAACUAUAAAACACCUUCGCAAUACACCAGUCCUGGAUAAUCUUUUACCUGGUGUCUCGCCAGAACUCAAAUUUACUGAUUCUUAUCCGGAAGUAGGCACCAAAUUAUACGAGGAUAAUACAUACAAAGGACCAAAACUGGCCAGUAUUCAUAAUUUAACUAAUUAUAAUACUGCACCACGUGGUUGGGAUCAGUCAUUAACUUAUUAUCGACCAAUCAAAUUUGAAAAAUCACAGGACACGAUCGUGUAUUCCGAUUUUUAG